This is a messenger RNA of Ahaetulla prasina, 1865 nucleotides long. RefSeq names its product tudor domain containing 10 (gene TDRD10). Lineage: Eukaryota; Metazoa; Chordata; Lepidosauria; Squamata; Colubridae. The coding region runs from base 1 to 1146 and encodes 381 amino acids. Gene Ontology annotation, molecular function: RNA binding. The transcript is spliced from 13 exons. The record is from RefSeq and is a predicted model, not a curated record.
AUGCAUCCAAUCCGGAUCCACUCCCCUCGUGCGAGUUUUCGCCUGUGUUUGCUCCGAAUUCGCGCCUCUCGUCUUCUCCCCAGGUUAAGACUCGGCUACGAACAUCCCUGUUCGCCAGGCGCUAAGAAACUGGUUAAGGCGAAUCCCUUGAAACAUUCAGGGCUUUUAAAACAGAAGGAAAUAUUCGUUGGGAAUCUCCCGCUGGAUAUCAAAGAGGAAGAAAUUGCCUUCUUAUUCAAGGAUUUUGGGAUCAAAUCUUUGAGGAAAAACAGUAAUUCUUUUAAAAGUUUUGCAUUUUUGGAGUUGAUGUCCCCGGAAGCCGCAAAAUUAGCAGUCCAGCUUUUGAAUGGAUACCUCAUAAAAGGCCGACAGAUGUCCGUCGCGUUUAUGGAAAACAGGAAAGAUCACGAAGUUUUGAAAACCAGCACUCAGAUGCCGGAUUUGGAGGUGAUCCCUGCCAGACAAUGUGGAGUUACUAACGGUGCCACCCACAUCUCCCCUGUAAACCAGAGACCCUGCUAUGCUGUCCCCAUGGAAAUGAGAAGUUCGUUUCUGUUCCACGUGCUGAAUGGCUGCUUUGGAGACGCCAAGUGGCUCCGUUCCGUGGUCAGCUUGACGGGGGACGUGGGACUUCUGGUGACCGACACGUUUCCGCUGAUGCCCUACUUCUGGGCCAUCGUCCUUAACGAGGAAUGCUACAAAUCCAUGGAGAAGCUCUUCAAGGCUUUGGCUGAGGCCGAGUCGACCUUGCCCUUUCUGGCCAAACAGGAGGUGCGGAGGGGCACCCGGUGCCUGGCCCAGUGCGACAUCGGGAACGAGGGGAGCGCCUGGAACAGGGGCUGGGUGCUGGACCCCCUGGGCGACCUGGCCGUGGUCUUCUUUGUGGACUUCGGCCGCUGCGCCAGCCUCCCCUUGAACUCGCUACGGAAGCUGGACGCGGAGCAGUUCUGGGAAGUUCGCCCUUUGGCUCAGCCCUUCAUGCUGGAGGAAGGAGUUUUCCCCCCGCAAGUCAUCCGAAGGCAAAUCCUAGAAGGAACAGUGAAAGGACCUUCUCAAUGGGAGCCACACAUUUUAAAGUUUUGUCAUCAAAACAGACUACGAAGUUGUGGAGUUGUGAAGCCCCCUCCUCUCCCCCCGCAAGCUUGAAGUACAUCAAAUUUUCUUGUGGGGAAAAAGUUGCGAAAAAUUAAGAGUUUUUGUUGAGGAUGUUUAAAAGUUGCUUUAAAUUUUUUUUGGGAGGGGGAUAUUUGGUAGCUUCGCUGGGGCCUUCUAACUUUGUGUUUGAAAAGGAAGAAAAAAUGUUGUUUUUCCUAAUGCAUUUUAUGUCUUGGAAUUGUGCAGGAUGUAUAAGCAGAGGGGGUGGGGGUGGAAUUACACAAAUCUUUAUUUUGGCUGAGUCGUUCGGUUGCAACCUUAUUGCACUUAAUGGAUUAAAAUGCUAACUGGACCCAGAAAUUGGCUCUUCCUUUUCCUUGCAUUAUAAAAAUAUGCUUUUCAGCUCUUAACUCCGGCAGACGCAAUCAGACUAAAUUAAAAGCAAAAUAAAACUGUUUUUUAAAAAACAUUUUGCUGUUUUCUCCUACGGCAAAUGGGGGUUAUUUUAGGAGGCUCAGUUCUUACUUGGAAAAAAACACUGAACGCAUUUUUUACUCUGCUCCGAGGCCCGAUUAAUUUUUAAUUCUGAUAUAUAUGCUAUCAAGAGUAUUUUGAAUCUUAUUAAAAAAGAAAAUUGCACUCAUCUGAGCAGACUAGGCUAACUUCAGAUCUGGAAUAGGUGCGAAAUGCAGAAUGCUAGAGAAGAAUCAAUCAAUCUUAUUUUGCUGUCUUUGGAAAUAGCUAGAUUUGGGGGGGGGGGGUUGGUUAAG